CAGGGCGCCCCCUUCCCCUUGCCGUGGUGAGGCAAUGCCCUUGUAAAAGCCUCCCCGGAGGUCGUCACUGACAGAGACGCACAAGGGAAGGAGAAAGGCAAGCAAGAAGAGAACCAGGACCAGGCCGCGAGAAUGAAAUCCCUCCUGGCAUCUCGCAUAAGGCCCUUCUAUAUUCCCUCCACUCGUCAGCUGAAAAACAGAGUUUUAGAACACCAGAAAACCUUCCAGGCAGACAACGACCUGCCGGUGCAUCUCAAAGGGGGAACCAUGGACGCCCUGCUGUACCGCUUCACCAUGGCCCUGACGGCCAUCGGUGCUGCCUACUCCAUCUUUUCACUGUUCCGAGCUGCUCAACCCAGGAAGAACUAGAGAGGAUGCAACUGGUGCGGCUCACCUGGCAACACAGCCCCACCCUCUUCACUGGAAGUACAACCCCCCCCUCUCCAAUUUCGUCCUCCUGCUCCCUCUUUUUGGGGGCUGCAGCAGAGAAGAGAAAACACAUUUGAGGGAAGGGGAAACAUCCAAACGUUUCUACAAAAUAGCGUGAGCGUAUAAGAUCCGCCUAGAUACACAAACACACAAAUAAAUGAAAUCAAAGAUCCA
This is a messenger RNA of Elgaria multicarinata webbii, 603 nucleotides long. Its product is annotated as cytochrome c oxidase subunit 7A1, mitochondrial. Lineage: Eukaryota; Metazoa; Chordata; Lepidosauria; Squamata; Anguidae. The transcript is spliced from 4 exons. The record is from RefSeq and is a predicted model, not a curated record. Gene Ontology annotation, biological process: regulation of oxidative phosphorylation; mitochondrial electron transport, cytochrome c to oxygen; mitochondrial respirasome assembly. Bases 133 to 369 code for a protein of 78 amino acids.